UUGGUAGAUCGAACGCGGCAAAAUCACCAAACCGGCUCAACUGGCUUCUCGGACACUGGUGGCAUUUUGUGGCUCGGUCGCUCGCUCCAUUACAAACCACUCGAUCACCCAUCCACAUGCGGCCAAGAUGUCUUCUAAUACCAAUAGGGUGUUCGUCUUUGUGAUCAUGGUGUUGAUUGCCGUAUCGACUGCCUGGGAUCUGAUACGAGAAAGGCUUGUGAUGGUGUCGUUGGAUAUCGCCAGUACCGUCGAGCUAGAACGAAACAUAAGUGUGACUCCCAAGAACCACAGCAUUGCAAUAAAAGCAAGUUUCUCCAACAGCAGCAGCAGCAACUCUACUAGUACAGUUCAAAGUAGUAGAGCCAGCAAGGAUCCAUUUGCAAUCGUCCGUGACGGCAAAGUAAUACAUAUGGCGGCAUCGACCCAACAGCAAACCCAGCAACGAUCCGGCGUCACAGUGGAAAAUGGCCAACCACCAUUACUUCUUCCUGAUAGUAAUGCGACCGACUCGAAUUUGACGACGCAAGACUCCAAAUUUCAACUAGUGGAACCCACUACUCCAUCAUCUGACAAAUCACAAGACACGCCAGAGCAGCCGCCAAUUCCGAGCAAUCAAGCAGCAGCUGCAGACACUACCAAUCACGACGACGUGUUUGAUCCAAAUUUAUUGCCGGAUGAUUACAUCUUUCUCGAUCCGUCGAUACCUUCCAAAGAAUGGAUGCACAACUGUGCCAAAACAUUACAGCAGGAUAGCAAUAUCCUCAAGCCCUUUCCAAUCACUAUUCCCGGCUAUUCCUUGGGGGACUGUAUAACACACUGCAACCAGUGCACUAUUGACAAUAAGCAAAACUCAAAUUCCAACAACAGAACCAUUGCAUUUUACUAUAAUGCAUUUGCCUGCCCCAACAAUAAACAAAAUCUGACUGUUGUGGAUCGGAUUCUGAAAAUAGUUGGUCAAAGAGAGGGCUUUGUCAAGCCGGAUCCCAAUGACAUUGUCAUUCAUCUUCCACUCGGAGAUGGUGUGGACACAAUCACAGAUUCCUCAGUCGGAGAUCUCCUGACACAAGGUGCUGUUGAAAGUGAUCAGCCUGAAGCCAAAAACGCAAAGCUUAAAACGCUUCGGAGUCUUUACGACUAUCUAGAGGAGCUAUCCCAACAUCCCGAUGCCAAACUGGUUUUCGUGGGUGGCGGAUCACACAACAAACCAGAAUUAUUUGAAAAGGCAAGAGUCUAUGCCAACUGUCUUCAGAGAGGCCUGGCCAAAGCUGGUAGAGUGGUGGAACUGCAUUUGGACAGUGGAGAUGCCGACAAGGAUUUCUACUUUAUGAGUUAUGCCAAAAAGCUUGUGCUGUCCUCUGCAGAUUAUUCCAGGAUUGCUGGAGCCAUGGCAUUGAGGCAUGGAGGUGAAAUUGUCGGAAACCAGUUUGACAUUGCAGAGGCCGGUCUGGAUAUUACACCAGUACAACAACAAGAAGUACAACAAGAGCAAUCAACUGUAGACGAACCGACGGAGCAACAACCACUGGAACAGCAGCCACAACAACAACCAGCAGGACAGCAACCGGUAGAGCAACAACAACCAGCAGCACAGAAUCAGUCCUCACAUCCUGCCAAUCCUCCGAUAAGUUCAGAUGCUGCUGGCCCCAAUUCGGAAGAUGUGUUUGACCCAAAGCUAACUUUGGAGGACUAUGAGCGCAUGAAACACUCACCUCCUUCCAAAGAGUGGCUUCGCAGCUGUGCCAGCACUUUGGAAACUGAUGAUACCAUUGUGAAACCUUUCCCAACCCUUCGACCGGACUAUGCGUUGGGAGACUGCAUCAAAAAAUGCAACAAAUGCAACCUUGGGCUUCCUGGUAGGCAGAGGAAGAUUUUCGCCCCAAACUUCAAAAGAGACAAAAAUUUCAAUUUGACCAUUGCUGGAUAUUACAGUGAACUUGCAUGUCCCUUCAACACCGCGAACUACACUAUUGUGGAUCAAGUGUUGGAAAUAUUUGGUCAAAGAGAAGGUUUCAUCAAACCAGAUCCAAAUGACAUUAUCAUUCAUCUCAGAUUGGGAGAUGUGGUGGAUUAUACAGGAGAAGAUGUUGGUACCCUCCUCAUCAAAGGGGGCAUUGGAAAUCACCCUGGAGCCAAGAAGAGGAGAGUCAGAUCCGUCCGGAGCGUAUAUGGAUAUUUGGAUGAUUUGAAAAACUAUUCCGAUGCCAAGGUGGUGAUUGUUGGCGGCUCUCACAAGCCACAUGUAUUCAAGAAGAGCAGGGUUUAUGCCAACUGCUUACAAAGGGGUCUGGCCAAGGCUGGAAGGGUAGUAGAGCUGCAACUGGACAAUGGAGAUGCUGACAAAGACUUCUACUUCAUGAGCUAUGCCAAACGGUACAUGUUGUCAACUGGAGGGUUCUCCAGAUUCAUUGGCGGAAUGGCCAUUCUCCACGGAGGUCAGCUCAUUGGGAACAUGCUUGACUUUGAGGAUAGUCUGCCAAACUGGGAUUUCAUCAAACGACAACCAUGA
This is a messenger RNA of Seminavis robusta, 2506 nucleotides long. The record is from the annotation of a GenBank genome assembly. Lineage: Eukaryota; Bacillariophyta; Bacillariophyceae; Naviculales; Naviculaceae.